AUGGAGACAUUGAAAGAGAACUUGUUGGUGUUUGCAGAGGAGCAGAAGAUAAAGGCAGAGUUACCUGAGUUCUGGGUGUUUAAAGCCUUCAAUAUUCUGGUUUUUGAGACUCUGAUGGUGACCACAUCUCUGACCACAGUAUCAGACAUUGAAGGUGGUGAUGCUUUGCAGCUCAGAAAGGAACAUGCCCUCAAGAUAUUUGCUUACAUCAACUCGUGGACGCAAAGACAAUGUUUGUGCUGUUUCAAGGAAUAUAAACAUCUGGAGAUCUUUAACCAAGUGGUUUGUGCGCUGAUUAACUUGGUGAUUGCCCAAGUGCAAGCUCUGAGGGACCAGCUCUGUAAACAUUGCACUAUUCACAUAGAUCCAACAUGGCCAGAGCAGAGCCACCAUGCUGAGGAGCCCCUGAAUGUAGAGAGAGAAUCCCACCAAGAAGAAAAUGGAGAAAGACAAAAACCUCUAGAGAACAAGUUUGAUUCUGCACGAACUUGUAUCCUGGGCGAGGAGGAGCCCACCAAGAGCACAGAGCCCUUCAGCCUGUGGAGCACUGAUGAGAAGGAGAAGCUGCUGCUGUGUGUGGCAAAAAUCUUCCAGAUUCAGUUUCCUCUCUACACAGCUUAUAAGCAUAACACCCACCCCACAAUAGAGGAUAUUUCUGCUCAAGAAAGCAAUAUAUUAGGGGCGUUCUGUGAUAUGAACGAUGUGGAGGUGCCCCUGCACCUGCUGCGUUAUGUGUGCCUGUUCUGCGGCAAGAACGGGCUGGCCCUGAUGAAGGAUUGCUUCGAGUACGGCACCCCCGAGACGCUGCCCUUCCUCAUCGCGCACGCCUUCAUCACCGUGGUGUCCAAUAUCAGAAUAUGGCUACACAUCCCUGCUGUCAUGCAGCACAUUAUACCCUUUAGAACUUAUGUUAUCAGGUAUUUGUGUAAGCUGUCAGACCAGGAGCUGAGGCAGAGUGCAGCCAGGAACAUGGCAGAUUUAAUGUGGAGCACAGUCAAGGAGCCCUUGGACACAGCCCUGUGCUUUGAUAAAGAAAGCCUUGAUCUUGCAUUCAAAUACUUCAUGUCACCAACCCUGACAAUGAGAUUGGCUGGCCUGAGCCAAAUAACAAAUCAACUUCAUACCUUCAAUGAUGUGUGUAAUAAUGAGUCAUUAGUUUCAGACACAGAAACGUCAAUUGCAAAAGAACUUGCAGACUGGCUUAUCAGCAACAAUGUAGUUGAGCACAUUUUUGGACCAAAUCUACAUAUUGAGAUCAUCAAACAGUGCCAAGUGAUCCUGAAUUUUCUUGCAGCUGAAGGGAGACUUAGUACUCAACAUAUAGACUGUAUUUGGGCUGCUGCACAGCUGAAGCACUGCAGUCGGUACAUUCACGACUUGUUUCCUUCUUUGAUCAAAAACUUGGACCCUGUCCCACUCAGACACCUCCUGAACCUUGUCUCAACUCUGCACCCCAGUGCUCACACUGAGCAGACCUUGUAUUUGGCAUCCAUGCUGAUCAAAGCCCUGUGGAAUAAUGCCCUGGCAGCUAAGGCUCAGCUGUCAAAACAAAGCUCCUUUGCAUCUUUACUGAGCACCAACCUGCCCAUGGGAAACAAAAAAGAAGAAGAGGAGCUCAGAAGAGCAGCCCCUUCCCCUUGGUCACCAGCAGCAAGCCCUCAAAGUAGUGACAACAGUGACACCCAUCAGAGUGGAGGCAGUGACAUUGAAAUGGAGGAGCAGCUGAUUAACAGAACCAAACACGUCCAGCAGCGCCUUUCGGACACCGAGGAAUCCAUGCAAGGGAGCUCUGAUGAGACGGCCAAUAGCGGGGAGGAUGGCAGCAGCGGGCCUGGGAGCAGCAGCGGCCACAGCGACGGCUCCAGCAACGAGGCCAACUCCAGCCACGCCAGCCAGUCCGCGGGCAGCCCCGGCAGCGAGGCGCAGUCGGAGGACAUCGCCGACAUCGAGGCGCUCAAAGAGGAGGAGGACGAAGAGGAAGAAGACAGGAGCCACAACCCCCAGAAAGGCAGCAGGAGCACAGAUCUGCGGGGCAGAAAGCUGGAAUCGCAGGCGGGCAUGUGCCUGGCAGAUGCCCAGGGGGCCGCGGAGAGGAGCGUCAGCAGCAACGGGCAGGGCAAGGAGCGCGUGUUCGGCGCCGACGCUGUGGCGCCCGUGGACGGCCGCAUGCGCAUGCUGGACGCCUGCCCCCACAGCGAGGACACUGAGCACGACAUGGCCGGGGACAUGGGCACCGCUCACAUUUCACAGGGCUCCCAGGACUCCUGCAUCACUCACACAGGGGACUUUCUUGGGGAAACCAUUGGCAAUGAGUUGUUCAACUGUCGCCAGUUCAUUGGGCCCCAGCACCACCACCACCAUCACCACCACCACCACCACCACGACGGGCAUAUGGUUGAUGAUAUGCUUAGUGCAGAUGAUGUCAGCUGCAGUAGUUCUCAAGUCAGUGCAAAAUCAGAGAAAAAUAUGGCAGAUUUUGAUGGGGAAGAGUCUGGCUGUGAAGAAGAGCUUGUGCAGAUUAAUUCCCAUGCUGAGCUAACAUCUCAUCUUCAGCAGCACCUCCCAAACCUGGCCUCUAUCUAUCAUGAACAUCUGAGUCAAGGACCAGCAGUUCACAAACAUCAGUACAACAGCAAUGCAGUGACAGACAUUAAUCUGGAUAAUGUUUGUAAGAAGGGAAAUACCCUGCUCUGGGACCUGGUCCAGGAUGAAGAUGCAAUUCAUCUCUCUGAAGGGUUAAUAAAUGAGGCAGAGAAGCUGCUCUGUUCUUUAGUGUGCUGGUUCACUGACAGACAGAUUCGAAUGAGGUUUAUUGAAGGCUGCUUAGAAAACUUAGCAAACAACAGAUCUGUAGUAGUUUCACUUCGCCUUCUUCCCAAGCUGUUUGGAACAUUCCAGCAAUUUGGGAGCAGCUAUGACACACAUUGGAUCACAAUGUGGGCAGAAAAAGAACUGAAUAUGAUGAAACUUUUCUUUGAUAAUUUGGUACACUACAUCCAGGCAGUCAGGGAGGGGCGGCACAAACAUGCACUAUACAGCCACAGUGCAGAGGUUCAGGUUCGUCUCCAGUUCCUGACAUGUGUGUUUUCUACUCUGGGAUCCCCAGAUCAUUUCAGGUUGAGUUUAGAACAAGUGGACAUCCUGUGGCACUGUUUGGUGGAGGAUUCUGAAUGUUAUGAUGAUGCACUACACUGGUUCUUGAACCAAGUCCGGAGCAAAGACCAGCACGCCAUGGGGAUGGAGACUUACAAGCACCUUUUUUUGGAAAAGAUGCCCCAGCUAAAACCUGAAACCAUCAGCAUGACUGGCCUGAACCUCUUCCAGCACCUGUGUAACCUGGCUCGGCUGGCCACUAGCGCCUACGAUGGGGGCUCCAACUCCGAGCUGUGUGGCAUGGACCAGUUCUGGGGCAUUGCUCUGAGGGCCCAGUCUGGAGAUGUCAGUCGAGCAGCCAUCCAGUACAUCAACUCCUACUACAUCAACGGUAAAACUGGUCUGGAAAAAGAGCAGGAAUUUAUUAGCAAGUGUAUGGAGAGUCUGAUGAUAGCUUCCAGUAACCUGGAGCGAGACUCUCAUUCAAGCCUGACCAUUAUUGAAAGAGGGCUCUUGAUGCUGAAAACACACCUGGAGGCUUUCAGGAGAAGGUUUGCAUAUCACCUGAGACAGUGGCAGAUUGAAGGCACUGGCAUCAGCAGUCACCUGAAAGCCCUGAGUGACAAACAGUCUCUGCCUCUGAGGAUUGUGUGUCAGCCAGCUGGCCUUCCUGACAAGAUGACCAUAGAAAUGUACCCCAGUGACCAGGUGGCUGACCUGCGAGCAGAAGUCACGCACUGGUAUGAGAAUCUGCAGAAGGAGCAGAUCAACCAGCAGGCCCAGCUGCAGGAGUUUGGCCAAAGCAGUCGCAAGGGCGAUUUCCCUGGUGGGCUCAUGGGACCUGUGAGAAUGAUUUCAUCUGGGCACGAGCUGACAACUGACUAUGAUGAGAAAACUCUCCACGAGCUGGGCUUUAAGGACAUGCAGAUGGUGUUUGUGUCCCUGGGUGCCCCCCGGAGGGAGCGCAAAGGGGAAGGUGUCCAGCUCCCGGCCUCCUGCCUGCCUCCUCCUCAGAAGGACAACAUUCCAAUGCUCCUGCUCCUGCAGGAACCUCACCUCACCACCCUCUUCGAUUUGCUAGAGAUGCUGGCCUCUUUUAAGCCUCCUUCUGGAGAAGUGGCUAUGGAAGAUAGUGAGAGUGCAAGGUGUGAAGAGCUCCAUCUCCAUGCAGAGAACUUAUCCAGACGUGUCUGGGAACUGCUGAUGCUCCUACCAACGUGUCCUAAUAUGCUGCAGGCAUUCCAGAAUAUUUCUGAUGAGCAGGGUAAUGAUGGCUUCAGCUGGAAGGACCUUCUGCGAAUCAAAAGUGCCCACAAACUUUUGUAUGCCCUGGAGAUCAUUGAGGCUUUGGGGAAGCCCAACAGGAGGAUAAGACGGGAAUCCACGGGAAGUUACAGUGAUCUUUACCCAGACUCAGAUGAUUCAAGUGAAGAUCAAAUAGAAAACAGUAAAAACACAUGGAGCUGCAAGUUUGUUGCUGCUGGAGGGCUCCAACAGUUACUGGAAAUUUUCAAUUCUGGAAUCCUGGAGCCUAAGGAGCAGGAAUCGUGGACUGUGUGGCAGCUGGACUGUCUUGCCUGCCUGCUGAAGCUGAUCUGCCAGUUUGCAGUGGACCCCUCAGACCUGGACCUGGCUUACCACGAUGUGUUUGCCUGGUCUGGGGUGGCUGAGAGCCACAGGAAACGCGCGUGGCCGGGCAAGUCCAGGAAAACCACGAGCGACCACGUCAAGGGCCUUCACAUCCCCAGGCUGACUGAGGUGUUUCUUGUACUUGUCCAGGGAACCAGUUUGAUUCAGCGACUUAUGUCAGUUGCUUAUACAUAUGACAACUUGGCACCUAGGGUGUUGAAGGCUCAGUCUGAUCACAGGUCAAGGCAUGAAGUCACUCACUAUUCCAUGUGGCUCUUGGUGAGCUGGGCUCACUGCUGCUCCUUGGUGAAAUCCAGCCUGGCUGACAGUGACCAUUUGCAAGACUGGCUCAAGAAACUCACCCUGCUUAUUCCAGAGACUGCAGUUCGCCACGAGUCCUGCAAUGGUUUGUACAAAUUGUCUCUCUCUGGCCUGGAUGGGGGAGACUCCAUCAAUCGCUCCUUUCUGCUGCUGGCUGCAUCAACCUUGCUGAAAUUCCUCCCUGAUGCUCAAGCUCUGAAACCAAUUAGGAUAGAGGAUUAUGAGGAGGAAGCUGUGCUGAGACCUGGUUGUAAGGAGUAUUUCUGGCUGCUGUGCAAACUGAUUGAUAACAUCCAUGUCAAAGAUGCAAGUCAGACAACCCUGCUUGAUCUGGAUGCUCUGGCCAGACACCUCGCUGACUGCAUUAGGAGCAGGGAGAUCCUGGACCACCAGGAUGGGAACAUCGAGGACGAUGGGCUCACAGGGCUGCUGCGCCUCGCCACCAGCGUCAUCAAGCACAAACCUCCUUUCAAAUUCUCCCGGGAGGGCCAGGAGUUUCUGAGGGACAUCUUCAACCUGCUGUUCUUGCUGCCCAGCCUGAAGGACAGGCAGCAGCCCAAGUGCAAGUCCCACUCCUCCAGGGCUGCUGCCUAUGACUUGCUGGUGGAAAUGGUGAAAGGCUCAGUGGAGAACUACAGGCUGCUGCACAACUGGGUCAUGGCACAGCACAUGCAGUCCUCCCAUGCCCCUUACAAGUGGGAUUACUGGCCCCACGACGACGUCCGUGCUGAGUGCAGGUUUGUGGGCCUGACCAACCUUGGAGCCACGUGUUACCUGGCCUCCACCAUCCAGCAGCUCUACAUGAUCCCAGAGGCCAGGCAGGCCAUCUUCACUGCAAAGUAUUCAGAAGAUAUGAAACACAAGACCACUCUGCUGGAACUCCAGAAGAUGUUUACAUACCUAAUGGAAAGUGAAUGUAAGGCUUACAACCCAAGGCCUUUCUGCAAAACCUACACCAUGGAUAAGCAGCCCUUGAACACCGGAGAGCAGAAGGACAUGACUGAGUUCUUCACUGACCUGAUAACAAAAAUAGAGGAAAUGUCUCCAGAGCUGAAAAACACGGUGAAAAGUUUGUUUGGAGGUGUUAUCACAAACAACGUCGUUUCUUUGGACUGUGAGCACGUGAGUCAGACAGCUGAGGAGUUCUACACAGUGAGGUGCCAGGUGGCAGACAUGAAGAAUAUUUAUGAAUCUCUUGAUGAAGUAACUAUUAAAGACACCUUGGAAGGUGACAACAUGUACACGUGUUCUCACUGUGGGAAGAAAGUGCGGGCUGAGAAAAGGGCUUGUUUUAAGAAACUACCUCGAAUCUUAAGCUUCAACACCAUGAGAUACACUUUUAAUAUGGUGACCAUGAUGAAGGAGAAAGUCAACACCCAUUUUUCAUUCCCUUUACGUCUGGAUAUGACACCCUACACUGAAGAUUUCCUCAUGGGAAAAAACGACAGGAAAGAAGGUUUUAAGGAAGAUGGUGGAUAUCUGAAGGAAACUGAGAGUUAUGAGUAUGACCUGAUUGGUGUGACAGUUCACACAGGAACAGCAGAUGGGGGCCACUACUACAGUUUUAUCAGGGACAUUGUCAAUCCUCAUGCUUACAAGAACAACAAGUGGUACCUUUUCAAUGAUGCUGAAGUUAAACCCUUUGACUCUGCCCAGCUUGCUUCUGAGUGCUUUGGUGGAGAAAUGACUACAAAAACUUAUGAUUCUGUUACUGAUAAGUUUAUGGACUUCUCCUUUGAAAAGACACACAGUGCUUACAUGCUGUUUUAUAAACGGAUGGAGCCAGAGGAGGAAAAUGGCAAAGACUACAAAUUUGAUGUUUCAUCAGAAUUGCUGGAGUGGAUAUGGCAUGAUAAUAUGCAGUUCCUUCAAGACAAGAACAUUUUUGAACAUACAUAUUUUGGGUUUAUGUGGCAGUUGUGUAGUAGCAUCCCAAGUACACUACCAGAUCCCAAAGCGGUUUCUCUGAUGACAGCAAAGUUAAGCACUUCCUUUGUACUAGAGACAUUUAUUCAUUCAAAGGAAAAGCCUACAAUGCUUCAGUGGAUUGAACUGUUAACAAAACAGUUUAAUAACAGUCAGGCAGCUUGUGAAUGGUUUUUGGAUCGUAUGGCUGAUGAUGAUUGGUGGCCAAUGCAGAUUCUAAUAAAGUGUCCCAAUCAGAUUGUGAGGCAGAUGUUCCAGCGCUUGUGCAUCCACGUGAUCCAGAGGCUGAGGCCAGUGCAUGCUCACCUCUAUCUGCAGCCAGGAAUGGAAGACUGCUCUGAUGACAUGGACGGGCCCGUGGAGGACAUCGGCAGCCGCUCGUGCGUGACGCGCUUCGUCAAGACGCUGCUGUCCAUCAUGGAGCACGGCGUCAAGCCCCACAGCAAGCACCUCACCGAGUACUUCGCCUUCCUCUACGAGUUUGCCAAAAUGGGAGAGGAGGAGAGCCAGUUCUUGCUCUCUCUGCAAGCCAUAUCCACCAUGGUCCACUUCUACAUGGGAACCAAGGGGCCUGAGAAUCCCCAGGUGGAAGUGCUUUCUGAGGAAGAAGGGGAGGAAGAGGAGGAAGAGGAAGAUAUCCUUUCUUUAGCAGAAGAGAAGUACAGGCCUGCUGCUCUUGAAAAGAUGAUUGCCCUGAUUGCUCUUCUGGUGGAACAGUCUCGCUCAGAAAGGCAUUUGACCUUGUCCCAAAACGACAUGGCAGCACUGACAGGAGGAAAGGGUUUCCCUUUUUUAUUCCAACAUAUCCGUGAUGGGAUCAACAUCAGGCAAACGUGCAACCUCAUCUUCAGCCUGUGCCGCUACAACAACCGCCUGGCAGAGCACAUUGUGUCCAUGCUGUUCACAUCUAUAGCAAAGCUGACUCCUGAGGCAGCCAAUCCUUUUUUCAAAUUGCUGACCAUGCUGAUGGAAUUUGCUGGUGGACCUCCAGGAAUGCCACCCUUUGCUUCUUACAUCCUGCAGAGGAUAUGGGAGGUGAUUGAGUACAACCCCUCUCAGUGCCUGGACUGGCUGGCUGUGCAAACCCCUCGGAAUAAACUGGCUCACAGCUGGGUCCUGCAGAACAUGGAGAACUGGGUGGAGCGCUUCCUCCUGGCACACAACUACCCUCGAGUGAGAACUUCCGCAGCCUAUCUCUUGGUGUCGCUUAUUCCGAGCAAUUCCUUCCGUCAGAUGUUCCGCUCGACGCGCUCCCUGCACAUCCCCACGCGGGACCUGCCCCUCAGCCCCGACACCACUGUAGUCCUGCACCAGGUCUACAACGUGCUCCUGGGCCUGCUCUCGCGGGCCAAGCUCUACGUGGACGCCGCCGUGCACGGCACCACCAAGCUGGUGCCCUACUUCAGUUUCAUGACCUACUGCCUGAUCUCCAAAACCGAGAAGCUCAUGUUCUCCACCUACUUCAUGGACUUAUGGAACCUCUUCCAGCCCAAGCUCUCGGAGCCGGCCAUCGCCACCAAUCACAACAAGCAGGCCCUGCUGUCCUUCUGGUACAACGUGUGCGUGGACUGUCCUGAGAACGUGCGCCUGAUCGUUCAGAACCCCGUGGUGACCAAGAACAUCGCCUUCAACUACAUCCUGGCCGACCACGACGACCAGGACGUGGUGCUCUUCAACCGUGGCAUGCUGCCCGCCUACUAUGGCAUCCUGCGCCUGUGCUGCGAGCAGUCGCCCGCCUUCACCCGCCAGCUGGCCUCCCACCAGAACAUCCAGUGGGCCUUCAAGAACCUCACCCCCCAUGCCAGCCAGUACCCUGGGGCAGUAGAGGAGCUGUUUAACCUCAUGCAGCUGUUUGUAGCUCAGAGGCCAGACAUGAGAGAGGAGGAGAUCGAGGACAUCAAGCAAUUCAAGAAAACCACCAUCAGCUGUUACCUGCGCUGCCUGGACGGACGCUCCUGUUGGACAACUCUCAUAAGUGCCUUCAGAAUAUUAUUAGAAUCUGAUGAAGACAGACUUCUCGUUGUGUUCAAUAGAGGAUUGAUUCUGAUGACUGAGUCCUUUAACACGUUGCACAUGAUGUACCACGAGGCCACAGCUUGCCACGUCACGGGAGACCUGGUGGAGCUCCUGUCCAUUUUCCUCUCUGUUCUGAAAUCCACACGGCCCUACCUGCAAAGAAAAGAUGUGAAGCAAGCUCUCAUUCAGUGGCAGGAGAGGAUUGAAUUUGCCCAUAAGCUGUUGACUCUGCUCAAUUCCUACAGCCCUCCUGAGCUGAGAAAUGCCUGCAUUGAUGUCCUCAAGGAGCUUGUACUUUUAAGUCCUCAUGAUUUCCUACAUACUCUGGUUCCAUUUCUACAGCACAAUCAUUGUACAUACCACCACAGUAAUAUCCCAAUGUCUCUUGGACCUUAUUUUCCAUGUCGUGAAAAUUUGAAAUUAAUAGGGGGGAAAAGCAAUAUUCGUCCUCCACGGCCCGAGCUCAACAUGUGCCUCUUGCCCACCAUGGUGGAAGCCAGCAAGGUACAGUGGUCGCAAGGACACACUGGGUGCAGGCACAGCCCCAGUGGACACAGCUAUUCAGAAAGAAUCCAAUCUCCUGCACAUGGGGCCUAUGUGCACGUAGAUGGGAAUCUGUGUGGGCAACACAUUUCGAAGAAGCACGGUUACUGUAGGGGCAAGGACGAUGUUUACGACCGGAUGCUGCUGGAUUAUUUCUUCUCCUACCACCAGUUUAUCCACCUCCUGUGUCGGGUUGCAAUCAACUGUGAAAAGUUCACUGAAACUUUAGUGAAAAUGAGUGUCCUGGUUGCUUAUGAAGGUUUGCCUCUUCACCUUGCACUCUUCCCCAAGCUCUGGACUGAGCUGUGCCAGACUCAGUCUGCAAUGUCCAAGAACUGUGUGAAGCUCCUCUGUGAAGAUCCCGUUUUUGCAGAAUAUAUCAAAUGUAUUCUGAUGGAUGAAAGGACCUUUCUUAACAACAACAUUGUCUACACGUUUCUGACACACUUUCUCCUCAAGGUGCAAGGGCAAGUAUUUUCUGAAGCAAACUGUGCCAACUUAAUCAACACUUUAAUUACAAACCUAAUAAAUCAGUAUCAAAGCCUAGAAUCUGACUUCAGCAACCAGAGAGUUGAAAUUUCCAAAGCAAGCUCUACAUUAAACGGGGACCUCCGAGCACUUGCCUUGCUGCUUUCGGUGCACACUCCCAAACAGCUCAACUCGGCCCUGAUCCCAACUUUACAGGAGCUUUUAAACAAAUGUAGAGCUUGUCAGCAACAGAGGAACUCAUUACAAGAGCAAGAAGCCAAAGAAAGAAAAACUAAAGUCCAUCUCGGCCGUUUUAUCCGACCUGGCGGACUUGCGGAGCUGCGAUGGCCAAGCCUUACCGCCGCAGGACCCCGACAGUAAUUUAUCAAUCAGUUGCGGCCAUUCCAGAGGACUUUUUAGUCACAUGCAGCAGCAUGACAUUUUAGACAUCCUGUGCAGGACCAUUGAGUCUACGAUUCACGUGGUCACACGGAUAUCCGGGAAAGGAAACCAAGCUGCUUCUUGACAUUAGAUGGAGCAUGUCUGCUUUUAAGUCUUCUUUUUUUUUUUUUAAAAAGAAUCCUUCUUCCCCCAAAAAAUGCUGUUUGUAUAAGUUUUGCUUAUUUCUGUUUUGUGCUUCAGUUUGUCCAGUGCUCUCUGCUUGAAUGGCAAGAUAGAUUUAUAUGCUUAAUUCUUGGUCAGGCAGAACUCGAGAUUAUUUUUUUUAAAUUUUAUUUUAUUUUGCAUCUACCGUACACUUUCUUAAAGGGCAAUCAGAUAAUGGCUAUGUUUUAUGUAAUUAAGAGUUCACUGUAGUGGCUUUCAUUUAAUAUGGCUGUCUGGGAGACAGGGCCUCCUGGCCCUGUAUGAUGUAAUUUAAACUUAUGGCAUUUUUACUGUGUAUAAUAUGGUGUCCUCUGUGCCAGUUUUGUACCUUAUAAUCGAGGCAGAUUGCCUCAGAUCGCUGUGGUUCUUAUUAUCAAAAUUAAGUUUACUUGUAUACUAAACAACCACAAGAAAUUUGAUUCUGUAAAGAAUCCUCUUUAGCUGUGGCCUGGCAGUAUAUAUAUGGUGCUUUAUUUAACAGAAUACCUGUGGAGGAAAUAAAGCACACUUGAUGUAAAAUUAAUUGUUUUAUUUUUAUUGACAUGAUCAAUUGCUAUUCUGUGCACUUCAUUAAACUGAUUGUGAUGACUUUUCA
This is a messenger RNA of Zonotrichia albicollis (white-throated sparrow), 11197 nucleotides long. The record is from RefSeq and is a predicted model, not a curated record. Lineage: Eukaryota; Metazoa; Chordata; Aves; Passeriformes; Passerellidae.